UUUUGAGUACAAAUCCAAAUUGUUUACAUUCGUGUUAACAAUCGUAUUGUCUGGUUUGUGAUCUCUGGAGCCGGAAUCGUGUUCUUCAACAAAUCAGAUAUUAUUUGUUGAAUAUUCAGUUUGUAACAAGAUCGGCUAUGUCCCACCACGGUCAGAAUCGUAGCUCUAACCGGCGAAACAAUUUCAACAAAGGUGGAAACCGUACCGGAGGCGGUGGUGGUGGUAAACGCGGUGGAAAGGACUCGGAGUUGCCGGUUGACGAAAACAAUCCAGUGGUGCAGUGCUUCCGAGAGUACGCUAGUGAACUGGAUGAGAAGCAUGACCGGUACGAGCGGAUCGUGAAAUGCAGCCGGGACAUCACGAUUGAGAGCAAGCGGAUCAUUUUCCUGCUGCACACAGUGGAUGCCAAAAAAUGCAACCUCAGACAGGUAUGUGAUGAGGCUAAGACGCGUCUGCAGAAUCUCUGUAGCAACCAGUUCGCUGCCAUAGCGAAAGAACUCCAGGGCUUGGAUCCGUACCAGUUUGCCCGUGCCUACACGGCAGGACUACAGGAGUUCAUCGAAGCGUACACCUUCCACGAGUACGUCAGCUCCCAAAACAUUUCCCACUGGAAGACAAUUCAGGACCAACUGCGGUACAAGGCAUCCACAUCUGGGAAGGUACCUACCGGUACGGAAGCAGCUGCUGAUGACAGUUUAGAUGAGGGAUCGGAUGCUGAGGAAAUGAUCGAGAUAAGCUGCCAUUUGUCACCGAUGGAUUUCGUACUGGGAGUGGGUGAUCUCACGGGAGAAUUAAUGCGCAAAUGCAUCAACUCACUUGGAUCUGGAGAUGUGGAGAGUUGUUUUGAGCACUGCCAAUUCCUGAAAAAACUGUACAACGGAUUCAUAUCGGUGGGUAACGCCAGAAAUCGUGACUUUUCCCACAAAUUGCACACAUUGAGACAGAGUCUGCUCAAAAGCGAGAAUGUUUGCUACAACGUGAAGGUUCGUGGUGGAGAAGCCGCUAAGUGGGGCAAUACCGAUGACACUGGAUUUGCAAACAUUCCGAAAGACCUGGACGACGAUGAGGGCGUUUUCUUUUAGACUGAUAAGUUGCUCUUGAUUCAUCCUGCCCUCCGGUACAGGAAGUGAGAAUUAUAAUUACAUCAGUUUUUUUUCAAGAUGGAAUAAACAAUAUGGAAUUCACAAAAAGAAAAUUGCA
Toxorhynchites rutilus septentrionalis is the source of this 1200-nucleotide messenger RNA. It is a transcript of the gene Trax, whose product is annotated as translin-associated protein X. The record is from RefSeq and is a predicted model, not a curated record. The transcript is spliced from 2 exons. Gene Ontology annotation, cellular component: nucleus; cytoplasm. Gene Ontology annotation, molecular function: RNA binding; RNA endonuclease activity; sequence-specific DNA binding. Bases 138 to 1082 code for a protein of 314 amino acids. NCBI's taxonomy places the organism in Eukaryota, Metazoa, Arthropoda, Insecta, Diptera, Culicidae.